AUGGCUUCCGCACACGUCUCCGCCGCCCGCUACGGCAAAGACAAUGUCCGCGUCCUCAAGACGGACCGGGACGCCGCCACCGGCAUCCACACCGUCACCGAGAUGACCGUCAGCUGCCUCCUCGAGGGCGACAUCGACAUCUCCUACACAAAGGGCGACAACAGCGUCGUUGUCGCCACCGACUCCAUCAAGAACACAAUCUUCAUUACCGCCAAGCAGAACCCCGUCAACCCACCGGAGCUGUUCGCCGCCAUCCUCGGCUCCCACUUCAUUGAGAAAUACAGCCACAUCCACGCCGCCAAUGUCAAGGUCGUCACACACCGCUGGACGCGCAUGGAGAUUAGGGGGAAGCCGCAUCCGCACAGCUUUCUGCGCGACGGCGAGGAGACGCGCAACGUCGAGGCCCGCAUCAGCCGCAAGGAGGGCAUCGUCAUCAGCAGCGGCAUCGUGGGCCUGACAGUGCUGAAGAGCACUGGCUCGGCCUUCCACGGCUUCGUGCGGGACGAGUUCACCACGCUGGGAGAGACCUGGGAUCGCAUCCUGUCCACUGACGUUGACGCCACUUGGAAGUGGAAGGCAUUCCCCGAUGUAAAAGCCGUGCGGGAGGCGAGCUCCAAGUUCAACCCGGCGUGGGAGGAAGCUCGCAACGUUACGCUCACCAGAUUUGCUGAGGAUGAGAGCGCCAGUGUGCAAAACACCAUGUACAAGAUGUGCGAGCAGAUUCUGGCCGCUGUGCCGGAAACCGACCUGGUCACCUACUCGCUGCCCAACAAGCACUUUUUCGAGCUUGAUCUAAGCUGGCACAAGGGCAUUAAGAAUACCGGCAAGGACGCCGAGGUCUAUGUCCCACAAUCAAACCCCAAUGGUCUCAUCAAAUGUGAAGUUGCUCGUGGUCCAGCCUCUAACCGCGAUUCACACCUGUAA
Messenger RNA from Trichoderma asperellum CBS 433.97, 924 nucleotides. RefSeq lists its product as uncharacterized. Gene Ontology annotation, cellular component: peroxisome. The record is from RefSeq and is a predicted model, not a curated record. NCBI's taxonomy places the organism in Eukaryota, Fungi, Ascomycota, Sordariomycetes, Hypocreales, Hypocreaceae. Gene Ontology annotation, biological process: purine nucleobase catabolic process; urate catabolic process. Gene Ontology annotation, molecular function: urate oxidase activity.